This is a messenger RNA of Daldinia caldariorum, 5157 nucleotides long. RefSeq names its product beta and beta-prime subunits of DNA dependent RNA-polymerase. The transcript has 2 exons. NCBI's taxonomy places the organism in Eukaryota, Fungi, Ascomycota, Sordariomycetes, Xylariales, Hypoxylaceae. Bases 407 to 4858 code for a protein of 1483 amino acids. The record is from RefSeq and is a predicted model, not a curated record. Gene Ontology annotation, molecular function: DNA binding; DNA-directed RNA polymerase activity. Gene Ontology annotation, biological process: DNA-templated transcription.
GACUUUAUCGGUGCCGAUAGGAUGGUGGGGCACGACUAGAUGACUCUAAGGUUAGCUCAACUUUUCGCAAAGACUAAAAUUUCCAUUUGGUUGAAGGUUCGUUUUGCCUCGUUUUGCCUCGCUUCGCCUCUUACCUUAGGUAGAUUUCGACUUGAUCAAUUAUUGCCUAGAGGUGCCGUUUCUCUCUACGCCCUUUUUCUUUUUUUUCCCUUUCUUUUUUUCCUCUUAUUCCAAGAUCGACAGAAAAUAUCCCCCCCCCAUAUGUGAUGAAUCGUCUUCUACUCACAGCGAUUGGGGCGCGAAACGAAAUACCCGAUUUCGACUGACCAUAAAACCCCUUGCGAAAAAAAAAUAAAAAAUAAAAAAUAAAAGAUACCGCGACGCGCGCGUUGCAAAUACCGUCGAAAUGGCUACCGCUACAAUCACCAGCUCGGUCGCGCUGGUCAAGCACCAGGUCGUCGAUAAAUUACCCAAGAAGUUCAAGCAGAUAAAGUUUGGCAUACAGUCUAACCAAGACAUCGUCAACCAAGCCGUUAUUGAAGUUUCCGAUCGGACUAUGUACGAUAUCGACAGGGGCAGAGAACCGACGCAAAAUGGUAUACUUGAUAAACGUUUGGGAACAUCGAGCAAGACUGGUACAUGUCAGACAUGUGGUCUUCGCCUUCAGGACUGUACCGGUCACUUCGGCCACAUUCGAUUACCUCUACCGGCAUUUCAUAUCGGCUAUAUCAAGUUCACGAUAACCAUCUUGCAGAAUAUAUGCAAAGAUUGCUCGCGAGUAUUAUUAACAGAGCCAGAACGGCGAAUGUUCCUGAAAGAGUUGAGACGGCCCUUUAUCGACAAUAUGCGACGAAGCGCUAUAUGCAAGAAGAUCAACACGCAAUGUAGAAAAGCGAAGAACUGUCCCUACUGUGGCGCGGUGAACGGUCAGAUUAGGAAAGUUGGAGCCCUCAAAAUUGUCCAUGACAAGUUCGUUGCAUACAAUAAAUCGACAUCGCAAAAGAAGCAACCCCCACCAAGCAAGAUCGAGUUUGAUAACUCCUUUCUCGAAGCCAGGAAACACGUUCACGACCUUGAUAAGCAUCUGAGGAAAGCUUUCGAAGACCUGAAUCCUCUCAGGGUUCUAAACUUGUUUAAACAGAUCAGUCCCACAGAUUGCGAGUUACUCGGGCUCGAUCCCUCGGAAGGACGGCCUGAGAUGUUCUUAUGGCAAUAUCUCCCUGCGCCGCCCGUGUGCAUCCGACCAUCCGUAGCUCAAGAGGGUGCGAGUAAUGAGGAUGACUUAACGACGCGUCUUGGAGACAUAGUAUGGGCAUGUGGUCUCAUACGUGCCGCGCUAGAAAAGGGCACUGCUCUACAAACCAUCAUGGAACAGUGGGAAUAUAUGCAACUACAAAUUGCAGUAUAUGUAAACAGCGACGUUCCCGGCCUGCAAAGUAGCGGAAUGAAAACGACGAGGGGUGUAUGUCAACGUUUGAAAGGAAAGCAGGGUCGAUUCCGGGGUAAUUUGUCCGGAAAGCGUGUCGACUUUUCUGGUCGAACUGUUAUUUCGCCCGAUCCAAAUCUGGCCAUUAAUCAAGUUGCUGUUCCCGAACUCGUAGCCAAGAACCUGACGUACCCCGAAAGAGUCAACCGCGCAAAUAUUGAUAAAUUAAAGAAAUGCGUGCUGAACGGCCCUUACGUAUGGCCAGGAGCCCAGGCCAUCCUCAAACAAGACGGCGACCAAGCAUUCAAAGUGUCCCUAAGGUUUGCGGACAAGGAAUCGGCUGCUCGAGAUCUGCGUGAAGGAGACAUAGUUGAACGUCACCUUGAGGAUAAUGACAUCGUUCUUUUCAAUCGACAACCGUCUCUUCACAAGCUCAGUAUCAUGAGCCAUUUUGCCAAGGUCCGACCAUGGAGGACCUUCCGCCUCAACGAAUGUGUGUGCGGACCUUACAAUGCCGAUUUUGACGGAGACGAGAUGAAUCUCCAUGUUCCUCAGACGGAAGAGGCUCGUGCUGAAGCUAUGGAACUCAUGGGUGUUAAGCACAACCUGGCCACGCCGAAAAAUGGAGAGCCUAUCAUUGCUGCGACGCAGGAUUUCAUUACAGCUGCGUAUCUUCUUAGCAGCAAAGAUAAUUUCUACGAUCGCAGGACGUUUACUUAUAUCGUCAUGCAAAUGAUGGAUGGUGUCACUCAUCUAGAUCUGCCGCCUCCGGCCAUCUUUGCUCCUAAGCGACUUUGGACCGGAAAGCAGAUCUUUAGUAUGCUCAUGCGGCCAAACAAGGCGUCGCCAGUUAAGGUGAAUCUUGAUGCCAAGUGUAAAGAGUUCUCAGAUCCAGUACCACCACAACCUGGCCAUAAGCCCUUGGCACCGGACAUGUGCCGGAACGAUGGUUGGCUAGUUGUGAGAAACUCAGAAGUCAUGUGUGGUAGGAUGGACAAGUCGACAGUGGGGGCAGGCAAGAAAGAUUCUAUCUUCUACGUCAUUCUACGAGAUUUUGGUCCAGACGCAGCUGUAGCGACGAUGAACCGGCUAGCCAAGCUCUGCGCACGAGUGCUGACGAUUCGCGGCUUUUCAAUUGGUAUCGGUGAUGUUUACCCUACGGCAACUCUUACUGAACAGAAGCAAGCGCUUGUAGAGGAGGCCUAUAAGCAGUCAGAUGUUUUCAUCGAACAAUUUAAUGCGAAUAAACUGCCGAAAGCGGCCGGUUGUACUAUGGAAGAAACACUGGAAAACAAGAUUUCUGGUACCCUCAGCAAAGUUCGACAAGCCGCGGGAGACUAUUGUAUCAAGACGCUUAGUAAAAAUAAUGCGCCUUGGAUUAUGGCUUCCUCUGGGUCUAAAGGCUCAGUUAUUAAUGUCGCUCAGAUGAUUGCUGUCGUCGGGCAGCAAAUUAUUGGAGGAAAACGUGUUGCUGAUGGUUUUCAAGAUCGAACCCUUCCGCACUUCCAUAAAAACACCCGCCAAGCGCCCGCAAAGGGCUUCGUUCGAAACAGCUUUUACACCGGACUGGUCCCGACUGAGUUCUUGUUCCACGCUAUUUCCGGAAGAGAAGGUCUAGUCGAUACAGCCGUCAAAACUGCAGAAACUGGGUAUAUGUCUCGUCGUUUAAUGAAGUCGCUGGAAGAUCUCUCAACUCAAUAUGAUGAUACUGUCAGAACCUCGGGUGGAGGUGUGGUACAAUUCCAGUUUGGUGCGGACAAGCUCGAUCCCGUCGACAUGGAAGGUAAAGCUGUACCCGUCAACUUCUCUCGAACUUGGUCCCACGCCGAAAAUCUCACUUGGAAAAACUCUGACAAAGCGCUAUUACCCUUCGAGAUUCUAGAGCUUUGCGAAUCUAUUCUACAAAAGGAACGCGAACGCUAUCGAAGACGGGGGUUAUUACACGGAGAACCCCUUGGAUACAGGGAUGAUAGCGACUAUGCUAUUGAUGAGCACGAGAGCGCCCGAAGGUUUCUCGAUACUGUGUACGGCCACAUGGAAGGGUUGGCGAAGAAGUUGGCCAAUUUCCGAGCUGCUUCAGGCCUCGAGCCUAUGCUUACGAGGCCUAGUGGUUCGCUAGCGGCAAUUAAUAGAAAAGAAAAAGGGGCAGUUCCAAGACUCGCGUCAGAGAGGGUUGCAAAGGUUUCUGAGCGCACGGUUAGGAAAUUCAUCGCAUUAUGUCUCGAGAAAUAUUCCAAAGCCAGGGUUGAGCCUGGCCACGCAGUCGGAGCCGUGGGUGCUCAGUCGAUUGGUGAGCCAGGAACGCAGAUGACCCUAAAAACUUUCCAUUUUGCUGGUGUUGCCGGAAUGAGUAUUACGCAAGGUGUACCGCGUAUCAAAGAAAUCAUCAACGCUUCGAAAUUGAUCAGCACGCCAGUUAUCACUUGCCCCCUACAAAACAACAGACAAAUCGAAGUAGCACACCUUGUGAGAGCGAGGGUUGAGAAGACGUAUAUCGAAGAUAUCCUUCGGUACGUCGACGACGAAUGGGGACCUCACAGAACAUUCAUUACUCUUCAUAUUAAUACCGAGACCCUGGAAGGAUUGCAUCUUGGCAUUGGCCUCAAGGAUAUUAAAAUGGCGAUCGUUAAACAAAAGAAACUGAAGAUACUGGACUCGGAUAUAGAGAUAUUCGAGCAAGAUGCCACCAUUGAGGUAACUGUCAGGCCCCCGGAUGCGGAUUCUUUAGCCAGACGCGCACCUAAAAGUAAGGCGGCAAUUGCAGAGGCGGCAGCAGACUUGCUCGUUCGGGUAAGCCACCUGAAGCGUGUAUUGCCGUCAGUUCCAAUCUCGGGAUAUCCAGAUGCAACUCGUGCAAUCAUCCAGACCGAAGAGGACAAGAAAGAUAACACGAUUAACUAUUACACUGUACUCGUCGAGGGUUAUGGUCUCCGACAGUGCAUGAAUACGGAAGGUGUUGUUGGUACCAAGGUUCGCACGAAUAGUAUUCUGGAAUGCCGCGACGUUCUUGGCAUCGAAGCUGCACGAACCACCAUCGCCGCAGAAAUCUCGAGCGUCAUGGGCGAUAUGGACAUCGAUCCGCGACACAUGGAGCUAUUAGCCGACGUCAUGACUUACAAGGGCGAAAUUCUCGGCAUUACUCGAUUCGGUCUAUCAAAGAUGCGAGACAGCGUAUUACAACUUGCGUCCUUCGAGAAGACUGCGGAUCACCUGUUCGACGCCGCGUCUGGAAUGAAAGCAGAUCGCAUCGAGGGCGUAAGUGAGAAAAUCAUCAUGGGACAGACCAUGUCGGUUGGCACAGGCGCGUUCCAAAUGGUGCGAUACCUGGGCCACAGAGACGAGCACUUCAAACAGUUACCAACUGUCUUCGAAGACGUGUGGACGGAGGAGCAGGACUUGUACCGCAAAGUGAGGAAGCGGACCAAGAUAUAACAGAAUGUAUCUCCCGGGAAAGAUUAUUCCAGUUAGGGCGAUGAUAUGAUUUGGUUGCUUCAAAAUAAGUUUCAGUGGCUGUAAAACAUUUCUGGCGGUUGCUUCUACGCAUCGAGUUGCUGUCGUCUGUUUAUUUUUUGCAACGAGCUAUUAUUGAGGUGGCGAUAGCAUAAUGUUUGUAGUGUACACUUUUUAGGUUAGGUACCUGUUUUACCUAAAUGAAGUCGUCGAAGAUGCAUCGAUAUAGGAGCACUAGGUACCUUUGCCUGCGCGAUAAUCAAUCUUCUUGCAUGACUCAA